AUGUUUUUUCAUCUCUCUUCCACAACUCCCUCUGUGAGCCCCACUCCCAUCUCUCCACCCCCACUCGUCGUGCUAAAUUCCGAUCUCCUCUCUCUCUCGACAGAUAUCGACCAUGACUUCAAGACUCACCUGGAGACUCUGGUCCACACUCUACUCAGUCCUGAGAACCUGGUGGAAAAAGAGAUCGGAGGCUCCAAGGUCACCUGCAGGAACCUGCUGGAAUAUUUCAAGGUUUAUAUUAAAGUUUUCCAAGGUGAGGACCUCCCGCAUCCCAAAUCCAUCCUGGAGGCAACAGCUGAAGCCAACAACCUAGCUGUGAUUGCGUUGGCCAAAAACUAUUACCAGAAAGCCAUGGAGGGGCUGUGCGGAGGGGAUAAGGCCUACGUGCAGCCCAGCAAGAUCCGGGAGAGGCACCGAGUGUACCGCGAGGCGGCCGUUGAGAAGUUCCGAGCGACGAAGAAGAUGGGCAGGCAAGCCCUGAUCAUGCAGCAUGAGGACCAGCUGGUGAGGAACAUCGAGGAGAUGCUGGACAGUUACCUCAGGUUCAACCAGAGCAAGAACUUCUUCAGCCUCGUCCGCACGCCCAGUGCCAUGCUGCUGCUGAUAAUCAGCAUGCACGUCAUCUCCGGCUUCCUGAGCCUGCUCGGACUUGGCUUUCUCUCUGUCAUCUUCAACUUUGUCAUCGGCAUAUGCUCGCUCACCCUCAUGACCUGGUCCUACAUCAAGUACACAGGGCAGAGCCCACUGCUGGGAGAGAUCAUCGACACCAUCAGUGAUAAGAUCCUCAGCGGGGUCACAAACGCGAUAUUGACUCGGUUAAGGAACUCCGAGCAGGCGACCCUGAUCACUGGCCUGGUGCAAGCCGCAAGGAACCAGUGAAGGUUUUACUCUGGCACAGGCUCGGGGGCAAGCUCCCUCCCUCCUGACUAACGUGCCAAAGCACCUUCCGACAAGGCUCGCUCUCUCCACUGUCUCCGUCACAAAGCAGGAACGUGGGGCCGAGAGCUUAGUCCUCCUCCUGGUCUGAGCACAGAAGACUCUGAGAGGUGGUGCCAAGAGGAGGCUAAUCCAAGGUCACAGCCCACUGGAGA
Rhincodon typus (whale shark) is the source of this 1091-nucleotide messenger RNA. RefSeq names its product atlastin-2-like. Lineage: Eukaryota; Metazoa; Chordata; Chondrichthyes; Orectolobiformes; Rhincodontidae. The coding region runs from base 1 to 879 and encodes 292 amino acids. The record is from RefSeq and is a predicted model, not a curated record. The transcript has 5 exons. Gene Ontology annotation, biological process: endoplasmic reticulum organization; protein homooligomerization. Gene Ontology annotation, molecular function: GTPase activity; GTP binding.